CUCCACCUCGCUCACCUCCACCGCUCCGACCUUCGACGCAUCUUCGUGCGCAAUAAGCAUGUCUCGCGCCUCCUCUCCCCUCUCCGACGCCGGCUCCACCGAUCUCUCCCUCUUCACCGAGCCCGCCUCUUUCCGUCCGGCCACUCCUCCUCCCUCCACCGCGCACUUCACACUCCCCCCUGCUCCCCCUUCGCUCGGCCUCUCCUCCGCCGAUGGCGCCGCACAAGACAUCCUGCUGCAUCUCGUCGGCGCACAUCCAUUAUGGGGGCAUCAUCUCUGGAACGCCGCGCCCGUCCUCUCGCGCUUCCUCAACGCCCAUGCCCCCACGCUGCUCGCACAGCGCUCCGUCUUGGAGCUCGGCGCCGCCGCCGGCCUGCCGUGCGUCGUGGCGCGCAAGCGCGGCGCCGCAACGACGGUGGCGAGCGACUGGCCCGACAUUGAGCUGCUUGCGAAUCUGCGCCGCAAUGUAGAGGCCGUCGGAGGCAUUGCUGAGGGAUUCGUAUGGGGCACAGAUCCAGCCGCGCUGCUCUCGCAUCUGCCAUGUGACUCGAGUGCGUCUGCGGCGGCGCCGAGGUUCGACCUGCUCCUUCUCUCCGACUUGGUCUUCAACCAUCAGGCGCACCCCGCGCUGCUCAAGACACUCUACCACACUCUCUCUGCUGCGCCUUCCUGCGCCUCGGUAUCGCCGCAGUCUUCGUCGCAGUCUGAGGCGUCUGCCUCUGCUCGCAGCAGCAGCAGCAGCAGCGCGACGGCCGACGAGGCAUCCUCCUCGUCGCCGCGCUCGCGCUCGCGCUCCACGGCGCAUGAUGCGCCGCCAGAGGGCCGCAGUGCCGCACCACAGACGCCCUGUGCGCUCGUCUUCUUUUCGCACCAUCGCCCCCAGCUGGCACACAAGGACAUGCGCUUCCUGGCGCUCGCCAGGAAGUGCGGCUGGCGCACCGAGGAGGUGGGACGAUGGCGGAUGCCU
Molecule: messenger RNA, 967 nt
Organism: Tilletiopsis washingtonensis
Lineage: Eukaryota; Fungi; Basidiomycota; Exobasidiomycetes; Entylomatales
Exons: 2
Biological process (GO): peptidyl-lysine dimethylation
Molecular function (GO): protein-lysine N-methyltransferase activity
Source: RefSeq, a predicted model, not a curated record